Molecule: messenger RNA, 2435 nt
Organism: Betta splendens (Siamese fighting fish)
Lineage: Eukaryota; Metazoa; Chordata; Actinopteri; Anabantiformes; Osphronemidae
Gene: orc3
Product: origin recognition complex, subunit 3
Exons: 20
Coding region: 148-2316 (722 amino acids)
Biological process (GO): DNA replication; DNA replication initiation
Cellular component (GO): DNA replication preinitiation complex; nuclear pre-replicative complex; nuclear origin of replication recognition complex
Molecular function (GO): DNA replication origin binding
Source: RefSeq, a predicted model, not a curated record
CCGGCGGAACCGGAACGUUUCCGUGAUCACGUGAACGCAACCUUUUCCGGAAACGUCAUAUUGGCGGGAAGUAAGAUCACGGCGAUAGGUAAAGCCUAAAUACUUUAAUGUCAAGCUGAUCCAUCGCUGUAUGUAGCGGUUACUGAGAUGUCUACGUCUUCUGUGUCAAAGGGCUGUUUUGUUUUUAAGCCAAGUGCUAAGAAGAAAAAGAGGCUUGGUUUGGAUGAUUAUUUCACUGAUGGUUGCGAAGGGGCUGAAAACGGUCAAUUACGAUUCAGACUGUGUCAGGAUUUAUGGGACAAAAUCAAAACAGACACGGAGGUUUUACAGGAUGAACUCAACAGGAGAAUCUUGGACAGCUUGUUGGACUUCACUAAGAAGUGCUCAUCCUUUCGUCACCACGGCGACUGGGCAUCACAGAUGAGGGCCAGUGAGAUUCCCACUGCGGCCCUUGUGCUCGGUGUGAACGUCCCAGAUCAUGACAUGACCUUCCAGAGUCUCUCUGAGCUGCUCCAGCAGGCGGUCACUCCUCAUGUGGCCUCUGUACAGGCCAAAGAGUGUGGAGCAUUGAAGCAUUUAAUGAAGAGAGUUCUGGAGAGGUUGAUGGAUACUGUUAUGGCUGUGGGUGAUGAUGAUGAUGAAGAGGAGGAAUGCGAGCAGACCAAUGGUCAGCUCCACACAAAUGUUCACUGCUCUCUCAGCGCACUCUGCGAUUGGUACAGCGCAAAAACAAAGAAAUCAAGCUCUGGUACACCUGGGAAAAAGCGCAGUUCUCUAACUUUGGAUGAACAGCAGCAGCCUCCUGUUGUCAUUAUUUUCAAAGACUUGGAAGCUUUUAAUCCAAGAGUUCUCCAAGACUUCAUACUCAUCUGCAGUCGCUACGUCGGCCGUCUUCCUCUGGUGUUCAUCUUUGGCAUUGCUACGUCACCCAGCACGAUCCAGCGCAUGCUGCCUCACUCUGUGUCCUCCCUGCUCUGCAUUGAGCUCUUCCAGUCCCUGUCUUGCACACAGCACUUGGCCACAGUCAUAGACAAGCUGAUCCUGUCAGAUCACUUCCCUUUCAAGCUGAACAGUAAAGUGCUGCAGGUGCUGAUCAGCAUCUUCCUCUACCAUGAUUUCUCAGUGAGGAACUUCAUCAAAGGCGUGCAGUUGUCUCUGCUGGAGCACUUUCACUCCCAGCCUCUCAGUGUACUGUGCUGUAAGAAAAAAGAGGCUCUGCUUAACGUGAUGCAGCUCAGUCACCACAACCUGGAGAGGGUCAAACAGCUGCCGUCGUUCAAGAGGUAUGUACAGAAACAGGAACCUCAGGAGCAGGACCGUCUGUUAAACGAUGACACACAUUUAAAGGAGGUGUGUAAGAAGCUGAUGAAGGAUCUGCAUAAAUACCACAAGAACUAUUACCCUGUUCUGUGGUGCCUCCACACACUGACCUCAUCAUUACCUCGAUACCCCCUUGGAAAACAAAUUAGGGAACUGCAUUUAAUAUGCCUUGAGAAGAGUGUAUGGGAGAAUGAGGAAUACCAGUCAGCAUUCAAGCUCCUAAAGAUGCUUGCGAAAGAUGAGCUGAUCACUUUGCUCCAGAGGUGUGCAGAGGUUCUACAGCGUGUCAAGUCCAAAAAGAUGAAGAAUGCUGUUGUCCAGCUGGAGGAGCUGCUCUCCAAAUUUAAGCAGCUGGACACAGCAGCUGCUGAAACUGCCCUCGUUGUGGAAGAGAGCAUCACUUCUCCCGUGAAAAAUCUACAAAAGAAAACCGAUCUCUUCCAGCUGCAGAAGACGCUGCUGGAGAUGAACGAAUCUCGGAGAGCCAAGAAACUGAGUCCGUUUGAGGUUCUACGUAAUGAAGCCCUUGAAUUUAUCGAUGACUUAGUCAAGAGUCACCUGUCUCCCCCAGAGGCUCAGACACUGAGCGAGGUCUGUUACUACAGUUCGUCUGCCACAGUGCGACGUCACCUCAACGCUACACCCCGCACCUGCAUCCAGGCUGCUCUCAGCAGCCCCUUCUAUUACCUUCAGAAUGAAAGUCUGAAAACAGAAGAUGGGUCGGUCUCUAAUGCUGCUCCUGAUAUCUGUAUCACUUACAAGCUCCAUCUGGAGUGUGGAAGGCUUAUCAACCUGUAUGACUGGUUGGAGGCAUACACUACUGUUGUUUCUGCAGCCGAGGGCAACGAUUCAGAUUCAGACCACAUUGGGAAAGUAGAUGAUGUCAAACAUGCACGUUUCAUCCGAGCCGUGUCUGAGCUUGAGUUUCUGGGUUUCAUCAAGUCCACCAAGCAAAAGACGGACCACGUGGCUCGACUCACAUGGGGAGGCUGCUGACCAGCUGAUGUCUGUGGAGCCAGUCUGUUUUCACAGUAGCAUUUCUGAUGUGGGACCUAGAUUUACAUUCUGUAGUUUUGGUUUUCCUCUAAUAAAAAAAAUUUCUCGUAAUGACAGAA